Lodderomyces elongisporus is the source of this 339-nucleotide messenger RNA. It is a transcript of the gene ASR3, whose product is annotated as Asr3p. The coding region runs from base 1 to 339 and encodes 112 amino acids. The record is from RefSeq and is a predicted model, not a curated record. NCBI's taxonomy places the organism in Eukaryota, Fungi, Ascomycota, Pichiomycetes, Serinales, Debaryomycetaceae. The transcript has a single exon.
AUGGCUGAAAAAAAGGACAAUAUCAGGUUUGAAAAUAGAAAUCCUGAUGAAAUCUUGGUUAAAGUUGGUAACAAGGAAGUCCCCUUGUCGAAACUUUCAAAACCACACGCUGUUGUCCAUCCAGAAGAUCAUCAGCCACAACAUAAGGAUCCAAACACUUUUCCUGAUGUAGAGCCAGAGGCAAAGCAAAAAGAAGAGCAAAAGGCAUUUGACCAAGCUAUUUUGGAGCCUGGAAAGCAAGGCCAAAAAUUUGAUGCUGACUCAUUUCCAGAUGUUGAGCCAGAGGCAAAGGAGAGAGAAGAAGAAUUGGCUGCUGCCAGAAUCAAGAAGAAUGAUUAG